Stegodyphus dumicola is the source of this 2570-nucleotide messenger RNA. RefSeq names its product patronin-like. Gene Ontology annotation, biological process: negative regulation of microtubule depolymerization; cytoplasmic microtubule organization; neuron projection development. Gene Ontology annotation, molecular function: calmodulin binding; spectrin binding; microtubule minus-end binding. NCBI's taxonomy places the organism in Eukaryota, Metazoa, Arthropoda, Arachnida, Araneae, Eresidae. Gene Ontology annotation, cellular component: microtubule minus-end. The record is from RefSeq and is a predicted model, not a curated record.
UUGAGCGAUGAAAGAACGCACGUGCUGAAUUUAGAAGGCUUUUGCCGAAGGUUUCGUCAGCGUCGUUUUCGUUUCGAGAGACAUGUUGUGAAAGAGUGCAAAGAAUCAAGUUACAGAGAAAAACGCUGUUGCUUCGUUUGUUGUUUUUAGCAGAUUAUAUACCAUCAAGGGAAUUUUAUUUUACUUCAGUUUUUAAAAGUUUUAGAUUUUAUGAACCUUUAUGUGGGUGAUAUGCUACAUUUUCUGAGAAGGAUAUGUUUACACUGAGACAUCGUGGAUAGUGUUGUGAAUUCUCUGUAAUCGAAUUUCUGAUUACGUUGCAAUGGAAAAAGAAAAAUCUGGACUUUUAAUGUAUUAUCUGUGCAUGCGAGUAAUUUGUCAUCACUGUACUUCUGUAAUAGCUAGCUACUUCAAAUAUAAUUCGUUAGUAAAAUUUUGAUACCAUAGUGGAUCAUUAGACUUGGAUAGAUCAGAAUUAUUUCAUAUACUGCGUACAUCAUAUGCCUUUCCUAGCUGAUUAGAUACUGUAACUGAAUGAUUGUACUGUACUAGCUGUUCAUAGAAGUUUUGAUUUGUUAAAAAUGAACAUAAUACUUCUGACAAACAGAAUUUUGCUUGUGCAUUAAAUUUCACUACAUUAAUUUUACUUUCAGUCUUUGAAUCUGUGGAUAACAAGUGUUAAUAUUUCCUCAUCCGUUUCACUGUUGAGUUUAUAUUCAAGAAGACCAGAAGAGAUUAUUUUAUUUAUAAACAAAUAUUUAAAGGCAAAAUUUAUGGAUAGCAAGUUUUUGCAAUUUUUGUCCCUUCUCUCAAUUAAGAAGCAAAGCCCACUUCCUAAGCACUCUAAGAGCCGUUUGAAUAUACCGAUAAUAUAAAUAGCCACUUGCUGAGUAGAUAAUAUAUAACUGAGAAAUGAUUUGAUCAUGUUUUACUAUAACGUUAUGAUUCCACAAUAUCCGCCCGUAAUCUAUCCAGCCAUGUACAAAGGUAAAAAGAAAAAGAAGAAAGCAACUCCGUUUGUUCAUUCUGUUUAUUCGUAUAAAAAAAAGCGGUAUUCUUUCGCUUAUUAUUUAAAAUACGUGUUAUGGAGGAAACUGCGACGUUAUUGGAAGAGAAAGAAGUCUAAAUGCAAGAAAAAAAAGCGUCCAAAAUCGUCUAGUAAAUCUGUGCUUGGCAAUCCAGGUAGCGAAGAAAAGAUAGCACAGAGGGAUUUCUGGGGCUCUAGAUAUGGUUCACAAUGGUUAUUUGCAAAGGCCAAAUUGCAAGAGCAACAAGCUAACCAUCACCGUUUGAUAGAAAUCGUAGAUGCUUUUAAAACUAUGGACUUGAAAUAUGCUAGCAAAAGGCAUGCUGCAGUGGCUGAAAAUCGGGCUGUUACAUUUCGGCAGAAACAUCGACUGUCUUCCAGCAAGCAGAACAGCUGCUGCGAUAGCCAGCUUCCUUAUAAAAGCCCUCGAUGCCCUUGUACCCGAAGACGAGGGCACAUAGAGAAAAGCGGAUUCGAUACUGAUGACAGUGAUUGGUCAUUAUCUACUCUGCAAUUUCAGCAUAAACCGUAUUCGAGAUGGCCACCGCAUGUGCCUUCCGGUGCGCGACAUUAUUGUGGUAAAAAAGAUCAACUGGCAACAAUACUCGCGCGACAGCAUGCGUAUGUUUACAAUUGGUUACAUGUGGACCAGCUUCAGUCUCGGUGCCACAUAUCGUAUUCUCGAGAUUAUUUGGAUAAAGUACAAGCCAGAGUAUCACGUGCUCCAACUCCGCGCCGUCGGAAAGAUGAUGGUGACAGCCAGGUAUCUUGCAGCUGUAGUGUGACAAGUGAUUGUUGGAGCACGCUUAGUCGCCGUGAAAGAGCCAAAGUGUUAAAGCGCCAAACAAGGGCAAAGGAAAAGGCUUCGAUUCUCUGGCUUUUAUCAAAGGCAUUUGAGGGAGUGAUACCGAAUGACUUAAGAGAGCCAUUUUACAGAGACCAAGAUAGAGUUCGCCGAUUGAAACCAAAGAUUGUACAUUCAUUAGCCAAUGCUGAAUUAUACUGCCUUGCCCUAGUCAACAUUUAUGCGGACCCAAAUUAUCAUAACCUUGAUCACCAAGGUAUAGUACAAGCUCUCAUGAGGAAAGGCAUAUGUCUCAUGGAAUCGAGAGAUGCUCCUCUUACUGAAACAACUUUAGUGCAGACAGCACCGAUUCGAUUGAAUGCUCAUAUGGCAGUCAUUGAUGGAAUUAUGUCAUUGUUCAUAAAAGAAGUGCUUAUUCCUGAAAAGAUUGUUGAUGUUGUCAAGAAGUUUUCAUCUGUAAAUGUCAACAGGGAAAUGCCAUCAAAUUCUGAGGAAGCUGCUGUGUUAUGGAUUAACAAAUGUUGUCGAGCCCUUGAACAAGAAAUCAAAUCUGAAUGUAAUACAGAGGAAGGAAAAGUACCGAAAAUUCCAGUAGUCCAAGAAAUCUCAGAUAUAAGUGAUGGUUGCAGUCUUGCUGCUGUCAUAUGUUAUUAUUGUCCUAGUUAUUUUAGGUGGCAAGUUAUGCAUCCAGGAAGCAAAAAUGCUCCUCUUGCUGGUACUGUAAUAUCAUUGUCUUGA